Strongylocentrotus purpuratus (purple sea urchin) is the source of this 3128-nucleotide messenger RNA. RefSeq lists its product as uncharacterized. Gene Ontology annotation, biological process: netrin-activated signaling pathway. Gene Ontology annotation, cellular component: membrane. Bases 23 to 2326 code for a protein of 767 amino acids. The transcript has 10 exons. Gene Ontology annotation, molecular function: protein binding; netrin receptor activity. The record is from RefSeq and is a predicted model, not a curated record. Lineage: Eukaryota; Metazoa; Echinodermata; Echinoidea; Camarodonta; Strongylocentrotidae.
UCCAAUAGCCCAAUCAAAGCCGAUGGGAUCUGCAUCGUCCAAAGGCAAAGCUGAACCAACUGAUGUUGGACGAGGAACAUCCAAAUCAUCUCAGUUCUCCGAAGAGCUGACGAGAAGCGAGCAUCAUCUUGAAACGAUAGUUCCAACAUCACCUGAGCCUGCAGACACAAAGGACGGAAGUCAUACUGAUGUCCUUACAAUACCUAGGCCAUUGACUCCACCAUCGACAGAGUCACCGUCAUGUGAACAUGCCUACCAAGUCAUAGAUGAUUUGGUAACGGAGACAGUAGCAAUUGCUCCAUCGACAUCAUCGACAGUGCCCGUCCCUUCAUUAGAGUCUGUAGCAGAGGGGACAAUGGGAGACUUAGCCCCACCACCAAUUGUGACAAACAUUGUCCAAGAAUUCAUUCCAGGACUUUCAGCAGACCAAAUACCCCAGCGUUCUGGGAACGUCUAUAUCAACGUCCAAGAGAUGGUCAUCAACAAUCCCCAAGGGAAUAAUCCUCAAGGAAAUAAUCCCCAAGGAAAUACUGUUGCCCCUACUCUUUUGAAGAGAGGAGCAAAACAGAUCAUUAAGCCAUUCAUUGGGCGUGAAGAGGACCACUAUGACUACCUUCGCAGCUCUUUUGGUGGUGAUGCUUUCCCUAGCUAUAUGCCCCAAUCCUCGCGACCAUACGAUCCAUAUCUUACCAAUCCACGAGACAGCUCUAUCUCCACGAGAAAGAGCAUCAAAGAAAAGACAAUGAUUAUAAGUCUCGACGAGUACAGCAUCAAGGUUUUACUUUCACCCGAAGAUCUGGACAAAGCCACAUAUAUCACAGCAGAAGCAUUGCCAAGUAUUCCACCUGACUUAAACCUGGAAAAAGACGAAGUUGUCAUCUCAGUUGGGCUUAAGCUUUCCCCUCCUGGUCUUCAGUUUAAAACCCCGGUGGAAGUCACGGUCUCACAUAGCGCUAUUUUCAGCAACCCAGACAAGGCAGAAAUUGUGCUCUACACCCGAAAGACUGGGUCUGAUGAAUUUUCAAGGAUAGUUCCUGCUUCUGACAAAGCUGCUCGGUGUGUAGUCGCAAAGAAUCACCUUACUCUGUACAUAGACCAUUUCUCGGAAUGGUGGAUUAUCUCCUUAAUCAGGAGAUACUUCAUCGGUAAGCGGCUCAUCUGUACGCCAUACGCUCCCCUGUCAACAUCUAGAGACAUGAUGAACAGAAUCUUGCUCAUCAUUAAAGACGACUUCUGGGGAGUGAAAGAGGAUACCAGACUAAACUUCAAGGUAGCCUUUCAAAGUGAGCAGUACUGCGUAUAUUGGGGACACGGACCCCUACUUGUCAGACAUCUGGAAAACAAAGACGAAGUUUCGACACAGGAACUUGAAGAAUGUGCUUUCUUUGACAUGAACACCCACACGAUGCCGUUCAUUCUUCAGCCAUAUGAAAAAGGAGUUCCCGGAAUUCUCGUCACUCUCAUCUUGAAGCAAAAAAUCACGAAGCGUAUCGCCUUCCAAGUACUGUACAACGCAUCUCAGCUUUCCGAAGAGCUGACGAGAAUUGAGCAUCAUCUUGAAACGAUAGUUCCAACAUCACCUGAGCCUGCAGACACAAAGGACGGAAGUCAUACUGAUGUCCUUACAAUACCUAGGCCAUUGACUCCACCAUCGACAGAGUCACCGUCAUGUGAACAUGCCUACCAAGUCAUAGAUGAUUUGGUAACGGAGACAGUAGCAAUUGCUCCAUCGACAUCAUCGACAGUGCCCGUCCGUUCAUUAGAGUCUGUAGCAGAGGGGACAAUGGGAGACUUAGCCCCACCACCAAUUGUGACAAACAUUGUCCAAGAAUUCAUUCCAGGACUUUCAGCAGACCAAAUACCCCAGCGUUCUGGAAACGUCAAUAUCUACGUCCGAGAGAUGGUCAUCAACAAUCCCCAAGGGAAUAAUCCUCAAGGAAAUAAUCCCCAAGGAAAUACUGUUGCCCCUACCCCUGUUCCUAUGGCUUCCAUAGUACCUCCUAGGCUUCAGCAUGAACUGCGUUGUCGGUUGAACAGAGAAAGCCCAGUUUACGAUGACUGGAGGGGUCUUGCCAAUCAGCUUGGACUUGAAGAAUACAUACAAUCACUCGAACAGUGCAAGAAUCCGACUGAAGAACUACUCGUACUUGCUGAGAGUCAAAAGAAGAUUCAGAACCUUGGGGACUUGGCCAAGGCGUUCGAACGCAUGAAUCGUGGGGAUUGCCAAGAGCUCUGCGAGAACUAUGCGUUUGAGGGAACAAAGUCAGCUGGUCCUCGGAAGGAUCAAAUGGAAGAUGAUGACAUAGACAGUAGUGAUUACUGGUAGGGAACAGGCUCAAUCUGUUCCAUAUCAAUGAUGGGCCUCUGAAAAAAACGGAAUCCCAGAAAAUACUGGGUGUGCACUUAAAAUCCGAUCUCAAGUGGGACAUUAAUUAUAACUGUGAUUAAGUUAUGAUAAAACAUCGAUAAUUCUCGGUUUCGUUUUUUCUGGGACGCACUGUAUAUUCGCUGCAUUUAAAUAGGAUUAUUACAUUGGUUGCUUUUACAGGAACGAAGUGAGAUUCUCUCUAGGUAUAUUCAUCGAUUUUAAGAAAGUAAUUUUGACACCAUUAAUCUUAAUAUACUACUAUCUCUAAUCUCUAUCAUCAUGGCAUUCGAGUUUAACCUUUUGCAUGGUUUAAGGACUAUCUUAGUAACAGACCCAGAUUGUUCAAUGUGGUCUAACGUUAUCUAUAAGGAAUAAUAUAAGAUGUGGUGUUCAACAAGGAUUAGUACUAGGGCCAACUCUGAUUUUAUCUAAAUAAAUGAUCUACCAUCAGUAACUGAUUGUUUCGAUUUGCGGCUGUUUUCCAAUGAUUCUAACAUAGUUCAUACUUUUCCAGCUGAUCAGGGCAAAAUUAAUAUGGAUGAAGUUUUUUAAAACACACAGAUAAAUUGGUGCAUUACAGGUAAUUAUCAGUAUGUUAUAUGUCAUGUAUUUCAGCAAUAUAAUUAUGUGCAAUAUUAACUGUCAUGAUGAUUGGCACAGCAGGUUCUUUCAUUCAUUAAUAUUUUGAUAUUGCAUGUACUGUUAUCCUACCUCUCACUCUCCCAUCCCUUUUCUCUAUUUGAACUUGCUACUUUUCAAA